AUGGCGACACCGCGCCAUCAGCCACGAGCAUCUACCUCGACCUCGGCAUCCGGCAUCGCCCUCUCGCCCUCGGGCGAGCGCGUCGUGCCCGCCUCGGUCCGCCCAGAUGGCAGCAUCCGCAAAGAGCGCAAGGUCCGCCCGGGCUACACCCCCGUCGAGGACAUCGCUCGCUACCGCCCGCCCGCGACUCGCGACUCGCCCGCCUCGCCUCGACCACGACCCGUACCCGGCCUCGGCGCCUCCGUCCUCGCCGCCCUCGGGCAGCCAGUGCCACGAUCCGGUGUGCGAGCGGGCAGCGACCGGCCGCAGGGCACAGCUACGCCGCCAAGGGCAGCAGCCGUCGCGAGCUGGAAGAGGGCGCCGCCUGUCGACGCGCAGCCACGGCGAGACACGGGCGCGAGCACGGCCGAGGGCAAGGGGAAGGAGCGCGUGUCGCAGCCGACGAAUGUCGUGCGCGUGCCGCCGACCAAGGACGAGCCGCGCGAGAGCUGGGACGCGUCGUCCAGCGAGGGCGGAAACGACGAGUCGGGAGCGGGCGAGGGGGGCGAACGAGGGGCACAAGGUCCGGCUGGUGGGUCGGAUGUCGAGUCGCAGGCGACGUCGACGCCCGUGGAGAGCGCGCGGCGAGCGCGGGCUCUGCGCAAGAAGCUGCGGCAGAUCCUCGCCGACGCGAGCGUCCCAUCCUCUCUCCGCCACCCCCACCGCCUCCCCGACGAGCUCCUCGACGCCGUCUUUUGCCUCGUCUACUUCCUCCCGCACGACCGCGCGUCGUACACCUCGUACCCGGCCCCGCUCAUCUUUCCCCUCUUGCGCCGCCUGUAUCGCACCCGGCAGUCCGCCCUCUGCAGCCUCGUCGUCAUCUACCGCUACGCCAACCUCCGGUCGUCCUGCGACACGCUCGAGGUCGAGGACGACGACGACGAGGAGGAGGGCCAGUUCGAGAGGGCGCCGAUCGAGUGGAAGGGGAUGACCUGGGCCAACUCCGGUCCCCGACGCUCUCGCCCUUCUCCCUAG
Molecule: messenger RNA, 1014 nt
Organism: Rhodotorula graminis WP1
Lineage: Eukaryota; Fungi; Basidiomycota; Microbotryomycetes; Sporidiobolales; Sporidiobolaceae
Exons: 5
Coding region: 1-1014 (337 amino acids)
Biological process (GO): exon-exon junction complex disassembly
Cellular component (GO): exon-exon junction complex; cytoplasm
Molecular function (GO): RNA binding
Source: RefSeq, a predicted model, not a curated record